This is a messenger RNA of Theobroma cacao (cacao), 1830 nucleotides long. RefSeq names its product Folylpolyglutamate synthetase family protein (gene GLA1). Gene Ontology annotation, cellular component: cytoplasm. Gene Ontology annotation, molecular function: tetrahydrofolylpolyglutamate synthase activity; dihydrofolate synthase activity; ATP binding. Lineage: Eukaryota; Viridiplantae; Streptophyta; Magnoliopsida; Malvales; Malvaceae. The record is from RefSeq and is a predicted model, not a curated record. Gene Ontology annotation, biological process: folic acid-containing compound biosynthetic process.
AAUUGAGUAAACAGUCACCAGUAACUAAAGGUCAUCUGCAGCAAUCUUUCUUUCCGGGGAAACAAACGGAAAAAGGGGAGAAAAAAAGGAAAAAAGAAAUGAAAAUCCUAAAGCUUGUCAGCCAACUCUCCACUCUCACUUGCAGGAAACCCUUGAAAAAGUUUCGAUUGGAAUCUAAACAAUGGUUCUCGACAUACACAGAGGAACCGGAGCUGAAGGAUUUCAUCCAAUACAUCGAUUCUCUCAAAAACUACGAGAAAUCGGGCGUCCCUAAAGACGCCGGUACCGACUCCGAUGAUGGGUUCGAUUUGGGCCGGAUGAGACGCCUAAUGGACCGCCUGGGUAACCCGCAGUCCAACUUCAAGAGUGUUCACAUUGCUGGGACAAAGGGGAAAGGAUCGACUGCAGCUUAUUUAUCCAACAUUCUAAGGACAGAAGGUUAUUCUGUUGGUUGUUAUACUAGUCCUCAUAUACUUAGUAUAAGAGAACGUAUGUCAGUAGGAAGAUUGGGGAAGCCGGUGUCGUCCAAGACAUUGAAUUGCCUUUUUCGUAGGAUUAAACAAAGUCUUGAUGAAGCUAUUAUUCUUGAAAAUGGAUGUCUUAGUCACUUUGAGGUUCUUACCGCUGUGGCUUUCACUUUAUUUGCUCAAGAGAAUGUUGACAUUGCAAUCAUAGAGGCUGGGUUAGGAGGUGCUAGGGAUGCUACCAACAUUAUUUCUAGUUCUGAACUUGCUGCAUCGAUCAUAACGACGAUAGGAGAGGAACAUUUGGCUGCACUUGGGGGUUCUUUGGAAAGUAUUGCAAUGGCAAAGGCUGGAAUCAUUAAACAUGGUCGUCCACUUCAGUUGAUUUUAGGUGGGCCUUUUCUUCCACACAUUGAUUGCAUUCUUCGUGAUAAAGCAUUAUCAAUGUCUUCACCUAUAGUAUCAGCAUCUGACUCUGGAAUUAGAACAGCUAUAAAAGGAGUCAGCACAUUCAAGGGUAGACCUUCCCAAUCUUGUGACUUGAUGAUACAACUUGACUGUGACUUUCAGCUGUCCAUUGAGUUAUGUGAUCUAAACCUUUCCAUGCUCGGAACUCAUCAACUUCAAAAUGCAGUGACUGCAGCAUGCACAGCACUUUGCCUUUGCAAUCAAGGAUGGAAAAUCUCAGAUGGAUCUAUUAGGGCUGGCUUGGAGAAUACAUGCUUGCAAGGAAGAAGCCAAUUUCUAACAUCAAAAGAAGCUGAGACAUUAGGAUUACCAGGAGCAACAGUAUUGAUUGAUGGAGCCCACACGAAAGAAUCUGCUAAAGCUUUGCUGGACACAAUACAAAUGACAUUUCCGGAUUCACGAUUGGCUAUUGUGGUUGCAAUGGCUUGUGAUAAAGACCACUUAGCUUUUGCUAAAGAGCUUCUUUCAGGUAGACAAGUAGAGGCUGUCUUCCUAACGGAAUCUAACAUUGCCGGUGGCACAUCUCGAACUACUUCAGCAUCUGUUUUAAGAGAUUGUUGGAUGCAAGCUUCCAGAGAAUUAGGCAUCAAAGUUCUUCAUGAUAGAAUUGCAGAAUAUAGGGAAUUGUUUGAGGACAAAUAUAUUUGCUCAACAAGGGACUUAAAACAUGAAAUUCUUGUGGCCACUGAGAAUUCACUAUCAGAUUCCUUGAGGUUUGCUAAUCAAAUUCUUAGAGAAAGAACAUGGAAUCGGUCAGGUAUUAUUGUGGUCACAGGAUCUCUGCAUAUAGUUUCACUAGUAUUAGCUUCUCUUAAUAGGUAAGUGUUGUUUUGUCACAGAUAAACUUGGUCACAUCUUGCAAUCUAUAUGGAAGCCAUAAUCAGAGAUUUGUUUGUAA